Microdochium trichocladiopsis is the source of this 882-nucleotide messenger RNA. RefSeq lists its product as uncharacterized. The coding region runs from base 150 to 737 and encodes 195 amino acids. Lineage: Eukaryota; Fungi; Ascomycota; Sordariomycetes; Xylariales; Microdochiaceae. The transcript is spliced from 2 exons. The record is from RefSeq and is a predicted model, not a curated record.
UCCCCUCCACCUCAGCCGCCCUACGUAAUCGUCCUGUACAGAGUACAUUCGCCCCCCCCCCCUCCCCAGUUAGACAAGACGACAGACACAAACAAGAAUAACGACGAAAAGCGAAAGAGAAAAAUAAAAGACGAAGAAGAAGAAGAAAAAUGUCGGCGAGAAUCCUCCUCUCCCGCACCGCCCACGCAGCGGCACGGCGCACACCAAUCCCUCGCGUCACCAACACAUCCUCGGCGUCGCUCCCAGCAGCAACGCUCCGGCACCACGCCUACGGCGCCGGGCUCGGCAUCUCCCUCGCAUUCGGCGCCACCUCUGCCGCCGGGCUUCUCCCCCCGAGCCGCAAACCGUCAUCUUACCUCUUCGACGGGCCUUUCGCUACGACAGCGACGACGACCACGCAAGACCGCGCCUUCUCCAGCAAGCGCGGCGGCGACACCCAGGGCAAGAAGCAAGGCGGCCUGGACCCGGAGCUGCUGAGCCAGUUGUCCCGUGGCAGCGUGACGGGGUUUCUCGCGGGCCUGCUGCUGAGCGUCUUCAGCAAGACCCUGGUUCUCCUGGGUGGUGUGGCGGUCGUACUGACACAGGUCGCCGCGCGGUACGGCAUCGACAUUGUGCACCAGCUCAAGCUCAAGCAGAGAAUAGGCAACUCCAAGGUGCUCUCGGCCCUCGAGCGGGACCCGGCGUUCAAGCUGUCGUUUGGCUUCUUCUUUGCCAUGUCGGCCUUUGUAGGGUUCUAGAUCCAGAAAGCCCAGAGUGCCAGCCAAUACAUGAACUGCUGCACAAACACGCAAUCACAGUCAACGGGUUAUUCAAUUCCCAAUAGCCUAAUGCCUCAUUGAUUUGCUAUGGCGAAAAUUGGUCAAAAGGGCUGUGUCUCCCGCU